Molecule: messenger RNA, 1676 nt
Organism: Nelumbo nucifera (sacred lotus)
Lineage: Eukaryota; Viridiplantae; Streptophyta; Magnoliopsida; Proteales; Nelumbonaceae
Source: RefSeq, a predicted model, not a curated record
AUGCUUAUUAUAACUUUAUGCCACAACCUGUCAGGUUCUGAUGGAAGUCUCCAAAGCCAUUUUCCAAGGACAGAUUCCUUGAUGCUAUCAGCUGAUCAUGAAAGUGUGGUAAAAGCUAUCUACACUGGAACAGAGUUUGUAGAAAGUUUUACUGCAGGUGAUGAAGCUGGUAUUGUUCUAGAAACCACAAGUUUCUAUGCUGAACAAGGUGGACAGAUAUUUGAUACUGGAUCACUUGAAGGCUCCAUUGGAUCAUUUCAAGUUCUUAAUGUUCAAACCUUUGGAGGUUUAAUCCUCCACAUUGGUUCUAUUGCUGGAGGAACUGGCAGGUUUUCUGUGGGUGAUGAAGUAAUUUGCAAGGUUGACUAUGACAGACGCACACUCAUUGCUCCUAAUCAUACCUGUACUCACAUGUUGAACUUUGCCCUCAGAGAAGUGCUUGGCGAUCAUGUUGACCAAAAGGGAUCUAUUGUUCUUCCUGAAAAACUAAGAUUCGAUUUUUCCCAUGGCAAACCUAUUCAUCCUGAUGAUUUGAGAAAGAUUGAGUCAAUUGUUAACCAACAAAUAAAAGAUGAGUUGGAUGUUUUUUCCAAGGAGGCAACCCUUGCUGAUGCUAAACGCAUAGCUGGUUUACGAGCUGUAUUUGGAGAAGUCUAUCCUGACCCAGUUAGAGUUGUGGCAAUUGGUAGAAAAGUGGAGGAUCUUCUGGCUGAUCCAGAUAAUAAAGAAUGGUUGUCAAUCUCAACGGAGCUUUGUGGAGGGACCCAUAUAUCAAAUACACGGGAGGCUAAAGCAUUUGCUCUUUUAUCCGAGGAAGGAAUUGCUAAGGGUGUCCGAAGAAUAACUGCUGUUACAACUGACUGUGCUUUUAAGGCAAUGGAAUUGGCAAGGUCACUAGAUCAAGAGAUCAGUGGUGCUGCUAAGAUAGAAGUAAGCCAGCUGGAGAAGAAAGUUGCUUCUCUAAAAAGUCGUGUACAGUCAGCAACUAUUCCAGCAGCUAUGAAAACAGAUCUGAGUGCCAAGAUUUCCCAACUUCAGGAUCAAGUUAGAAAGGAAAUGAAGAAGAUAGCACAGGAAAAUGUUCAGAAGGCAAAAACAACGGCUGCUGAGAUGGCAGAUGCUGCUGCUUCAAAUGGAGAAAGCUUCUGUGUUUGUCAUGUUAAUGUUGGUCUAGAUGCAGCUGCAGUUCGGGAAGCAGUUAUUAGAACUAUGGACCAGAAGGGAAUGUCAGUGAUGAUAUUUAGUACAGAUGAAACUACAAACAAGGCUGUGGCGUGUGCUGGGGUAGUGGAAAAUGUAGAUAAGAGCAAGGAUUUGGAUGUAUUGGAGUGGUUUACAGCUGCAAUGGAGCCUCUGAAAGGGAGGGGUGGUAAAGGAAAUGUUGGCAAACGUUUCUAUGCUCAGGGCCAGGGGACAGAUGCAUCACACCUCCAGGAGGCCAUGGAUAUUGCAACAGCCUUUGCAUCAAUGAGAUUGAGAUAACAACCACUUACCAUUCAACUCUUCCCAGCUGCAGUUCACUUCAUAUCAAUUUUUUAUGCUGAACCAACAUUUCUAUGGAUUUAGAUAUUUGAAGCAAUAGGAAAAAACAAAAGAAUGUAGGAUGAUUAAAUUAUUGCGUUACAACAAUUAAUUUUUACUAUAGUAGAUACUGAAACUCUGAAGUACAAAAUAUA